AUGGUGUCAUCAGGGAGGUGUGUAGUUGUGUUGCUGGCUGUGUUUGUGUGCUACACUAGUGCACAUACUUGGGGAAUGCUACAACAGAAGCCCCAGGCUCAAGUAGUUCAGAAGGUGAGACAAUCGAGGCCAGUAACUUAUGACCAGCAGGCCAAGAAGCUGAAACCGCAGCCCCAGUGGCUGCCUCAGCAGGUUACCCAGGGACCAGUAGCCACAACUCCUAUUGAGAAAUGCCAAGUAAAGGAGGAAGAGCGGAUUACUUGUGGAGCCCCGGAUCUUACUCUUGCUAAAUGUGAGGCGAUCAACUGCUGCUUUGAUGGGCGGCGGUGCUACUAUGGGAAAGCAGGUGUGUCAACUGUUUUGGCUCUCCCUUAAGUUAAUUUUACAAUUUGCUUAAUUCUUUGCGCUUGUCCCUGCCUAUCUUGUAAGAUGACUAUUUAGAGUUAUAUUAGUGUCAACAUAAAGGUAGUGAAUUAAAUGUUGGCACUAUCAUGCCAUACCUUUCCAGAAUGGCGCAUGAGCUAUAAUUAAUCUCCUCUGUGCCCACUCCUUCCCAAGUGACUGUGCAGUGUACCAGAGAUGGUCAGUUUGUUGUGGUGGUGGCCAGGGAUGCCACUCUGCCCAACCUGGACCUUGACUCAAUCAGUCUGCUAGGACCACAAGAUGCCCCCUGUAAGCCUGUUGGCACCACGAAAGCCUUUGCCAUAUACCAGUUUCCUGUCACUGCCUGUGGCACCACUCUGAUGGUGGGUAGAUACUUUCUCUUAAUGUGCCAUGCAAUGUAAAUCUAUUGAGCAUCUAGGAAAGUGCUUUAUGAAUCCAAUCAAUUGCUUCCAGUGGGUUCAUAUUUAGGGCUUGAGGUCAACACUGCUGGGGUUCUAUUCUGCCUGGUAGUUAAUUGAUUGAGUCCUCUCACCUGGUGUGCUUGAUGUAAUUUUCUUCCUCUGAAUUAGUCCCCAAUUAACACCAGGGCCCAGUUCUGGAAAAUGUCUAGAUUUUAGGAUGAAAUGCAUAGACUAAAUAUGAAGGUUGUCCCAUUCAAGUCAAUUUUUUCUGUUCUAUGCAUUUAAUACUAUCUGAUAGAUAAAACUGGGCCCUGCAUUAAUUUAAAGCCUGUUAUAUACCAUUGGCUUAUGCUGAAUGCUGUGUUGUCCCUUGCAGGAGGAAAGUGGCUAUGUGGUCUAUGGGAACAGUAUGAUGUCUUCCUAUGAAGUAGGGAUUGGACCUCGAGGCUCAAUCACCAGAGACAGCCAUUUUGAGUGAGUCUUCUCUCCAUGAAGUGGUGUAAAACUACAAAGUUCCCUUCAGCCAAUUCCACUCAAGGCUUAACUGAACUGGCCAUUUAACUACUUACAGAUAUGUUUAUUUUCAUGCCUUGAAAUAUUUCUAAAGUCAUUUUCUGUUAGUCUCCUUGAUUCACAGCUUGAGUGAGAAUACCCUAAAUGUACUAGCCUACCCAAUGUGGAGACUCAGUACUGGCCUAAAGUACUUGUGUCAAAAUGUUCAUUCUUCUAGGCUGCAGUUCCAGUGCAAGUACUCUGACACUGCGGUGGAGUUUUUGGUUGUUGAGGUGAACGCUGUUCCUCCACCUGCUCCAGUCGCUGCUCCUGGACCUGUCCGAGUGGAGCUCCAACUGGCCAGCGGACAAUGUUACAAUAAGGGAUGUGUGGAAGGUAAGCUGGAGAAAUGGUUGGUGUUAGAAGAAUCAAAUCUUGCUGUGAUGCUACGUUGCUUUGUGGCAUACAAGGGGGUGGGUGCAGGCUUUCAUUAAAAGCGAACUAACACCUGAUUCUAUGAAUCCUAGUUUUCAAUUAAGACUUAGUUGCAUCAGAUGGGUUACUACUUGGGUGGAACAAAUGCUUGUUCCAACAUUCUCUAUGGCUAGCACUGUUUUGAAAGUUCUACACUUCAGUUUUGUGUGAACUCUACUCUUUCUCCACAGAAGUGGAAGCCUACAGGUCAUACUACAGUGAGGCAGACUACCCAGUCGCAAAGCUCCUGAAGGAGCCAGUGUAUGCAGGGGUUCACAUCCUGGGGAGGACAGAUUCUAACCUGGUCCUGAAUCUGGAGUACUGCUGGGCCACCUCCACCCCCAGUCCCUUCAGCUUGCCCAAGUGGGACCUCCUGGUUGAUGGGUAACUAGAGAACCAAGAUGGUUGCCUUGCUGCUUGAUUUCAAAUCAAAUUUUGUCACAUGUUAUUGUGGGCGUAGUGACUUUCUUGUGCAUCUAGCUCUGACAGUGCCGUAAUAUCUAACAAUUUAUUUCAGUGUGUAUAUAUAGUAAGGACUGGAAUGUAUACAUAUAUGGACAAGCAAUGGCAGAGCGACAUGGACUAAGAUCCUUUGCUUCAUGUGUUUGAAUUUAAUUUUGAAUCUGUGCUUACACGUGAAGCUUGUAAACUAACUGGCAUCUUCCAAUCAGGAUUUCUGAAACCUGGGCAUUUUGGGAUUGCUUCUGCAAUUGUCCCAACCUAUUCCUAACAAUGACUCUUUCCAGGUGUCCGUACCUGGAUGACCGAUACCUGACCAACGUGAUCCCUGUGGAUGGCUCCUCUGGCCUUGAGUUCCCGACCCACUACAAACGCUUUGUGGUCAAGAUGUUCACAUUUGUGGAUGCCGACACUCUGGCCCCUCUGAAGGACAGGGUACUCCUUACUCUAUUAUAGCAGGUGUACUCGAAUCUGGGUCUCAUGGUCUGCAGGACUGCUGGGUUUUUCCCCUCCCUGAUGGUUGACUGACUUGCCAGAGUCCAUGCUCCUCUUUAACAAGUCUGACUCAGUCAAUAUGUUGGAAAGCAGUGCUGCGGACCUCAGACCAGUUUGAAAUGACCUUACAGUUUAAAUGGCUAAUGUAGUUGAUACCAUGCUAACCGUAGUUUGCUUUCUAUCCAGGUGUACAUCCACUGUAGUACAGAGGUGUGCCACCCUACUAGGACCCACUCUUGUCAACAGAGCUGCAACCGGCAAAGUAAGAUGUAUAUUUUUUUUAAAUCUUCCAGUUAGGGUUGAAGUACUGUUCAUCUAGCCUAAUUUUGUAAAGCUGUCAUCAACCCUGGUCCUAGAGGGCUGUGUAUGCCUUGGCUCCGGCCCCAGCACGCAAUAGCUCAACCUUUAUUUGGCGACUGACGUAAAUGCUAAAGAUAUUUUGUGACUUUCAAGUUGGGAUUUAGGGCCUUGGCGUCAAGCCGGUUUGUGUGCCUCAUGAUCUUCUGUUGCUCCUUUAGGGAGAGAUGUGGCUACAGUGACUUCUGUGGAUGGAGAGACUACAGUGGUGUCCAGUGGGGAGCUCAUUCUGAGCCGACCAUAA
Molecule: messenger RNA, 3306 nt
Organism: Coregonus sp. 'balchen'
Lineage: Eukaryota; Metazoa; Chordata; Actinopteri; Salmoniformes; Salmonidae
Source: the annotation of a GenBank genome assembly